Molecule: messenger RNA, 1335 nt
Organism: Arxiozyma heterogenica
Lineage: Eukaryota; Fungi; Ascomycota; Saccharomycetes; Saccharomycetales; Saccharomycetaceae
Gene: OMS1
Product: putative RNA methyltransferase
Exons: 1
Coding region: 1-1335 (444 amino acids)
Molecular function (GO): methyltransferase activity
Source: RefSeq, a predicted model, not a curated record
AUGGUAGGUAACUAUAGAGGAAUAUUUUCAAAAAGGAUUGGUGUUGUAACUAAUGUAUGGAAAGCCGAAUUAUCUGCAAGAUAUAUUUUUUUAAAUCAUAGUAGUCGUGUUAAUUUAAUAACAAAUAGAGGACUUCACUCAACAAUAGAUCCAAAGAGUAAUUUCCAUAAUGGUGUACAAAGGGAUAGGAAAAUUCGUAGAAUUAAGACUAAAGAAGAGAUCGAUAAGGAAAAAUUCGAAGAAAUGUUGAAUUCACCAAAUUGGUUUAUUAGAUGGGGGGCAAUUGCUAGAUCUGAAAAAUUUACAAAAGGUAUGACCAAAUGUUUAAUUGCUGCUUAUGUCGUAUUUUUGAUUUAUGGUGUGUCAUUUAUGAAAAAGUUGUACGUAAAGGAGAAAGAAUUGGAGACACUUGAAAGUAAAUUGGAAUCUGGUAAUAUUAAUGAAUAUGAGAAAUUAAGGAUUAAAGAAUUGAAGGGAAAACUAAGGACGAGAGAUCAAUUGAAGUUAGAACAGUAUGAGAAGAUGAAAACUGAAGAGGGGAUUGAAGAUUUUGAUGGGAUAGUUUUACCAAAUAAUGAUCAAAAUAAGCUUAAUAAGGAUAUUUUACCUGCAAGAGAUACAACUCCCUUUUAUGAUGUUAAAGCUGAACAGUAUGAUAAAGAUAUCAACUUUGAAGAAAAAGUAGUCAGGAUGGGGAAAAGACGUAGGUGGUUAAUGAAACAUUGUACUGGUGAUGUUCUUGAAGUUUCCUGUGGUACAGGUAGAAAUAUCCCUUACAUAAAACUUGAUAAUAUUAAUUCAAUAACAUUUCUAGACUCAUCAAGGGCAAUGAUUGAUAUUACAAAUAAGAAAUUUAGACAGAAAUUCCCAACAUUUGAUAAGGCAGCAUUUGUUCAAGGUAGAGCCGAAAAUUUGGCAAAUAUUGCUGGUGAUAAGGAAAGAGUAAAAUAUGAUACUAUUGUAGAGGCAUUUGGUUUAUGUUCUCAUGAGGAUCCAGUAAAUGCCCUUAAAAAUUUCGCCUCCUUAUUGAAACCACACGGUAGAAUAGUUCUUUUAGAACAUGGUCGUGGUCAAUAUAAUAUGAUUAACAAGAUUUUAGAUAAAAGAGCUGCUAAAAGAUUGGAAACAUGGGGUUGUCGUUGGAACCUUGAUAUAGGUGAAAUACUAGAUGAUUCUGGAUUGGAAAUUGUGGAGGAAAAAAGAUGUCAUUUAGGUACUAUCUGGUGUAUUGUUGCUAAAAAGAAAGGUGAUGCUAAGAGAAAAGAUGAAGUUGGAUUCUUUGAGAAAUAUAUAGGACCUUCACUUACGAAUAGGUACAAGGAUUCAAAAGAGUAA